GGAUAUAAGAAAUACUAGCAAGUCUACCUCCCAUCUACGACAACCUGUAGUUUUGUGUAGUGCCAUGGACGGCCGUUUAGACACUGAUCUGUAUCCUCUGGGAUCCAGUUACGUCACUGAAAUAGACAGUGUCCAUGAUAUAACAGUCGGCACAAAGAGGGGAUCUGACGAACUCUUUUCCUCUUGCAUAUCUAACGGCCCUUAUAUAAUGAGCUCUGGAGCAGCAAAUGGUAAUGACAGCAAGAAGUUCAAAGGGGACAUCAGGAGCCCAGGCAUUCCUUCACGAGUCAUUCAUGUACGCAAACUGCCAAAUGACAUAAAUGAAGCAGAAGUCAUUUCUUUGGGGCUUCCCUUUGGCAAAGUGACCAACCUUCUGAUGCUGAAAGGAAAGAACCAGGCCUUCCUGGAGAUGAACACUGAGGAGUCAGCACAGACCAUGGUCAGCUACUACUCCUCUGUCACCCCUGUCAUCCGCAACCACCCGAUCUACAUGCAGUAUUCCAAUCACAAGGAGCUAAAGACUGACAACUCACCCAACCAAGUUAGAGCACAGGCAGCACUGCAGGCGGUGAAUGCGGUCCAGACGGGAAGCAUGUCUUUGAGCACGGUUGAUGGAGCAGGCAUGGGGAGUCAGAGCCCAGUGCUGAGAGUCAUUGUUGAAAACCUCUUCUAUCCAGUUACUCUUGAUGUCCUUCACCAGAUCUUCUCAAAGUUUGGCACAGUUUUGAAGAUUAUAACCUUUACCAAAAACAACCAGUUCCAAGCACUGGUCCAAUACUCAGACGGAAUGACUGCUCAGCAUGCAAAACUGUCUUUAGAUGGACAGAACAUCUACAAUGCCUGCUGUACCCUUCGCAUCAGUUUCUCUAAGCUCACCAGCUUGAAUGUUAAGUACAACAACGAUAAGAGCAGGGACUACACUCGCCCUGACUUGCCUACAGGAGACAGUCAACCCUCCCUCAAUGCACAGACGAUGGCUGCAGCUGCCUUGACUGCUCCUGGUAUCAUCUCUGCAUCACCAUAUGCUGGGGCUCAUGGUUUUCCACCAACGUUUGCCAUUCAGCAGGCAGCAGGUCUGUCUCUGCAGGGUAUGCCUGCCGGGGCUUUCGCGUCGCUCGGUGUCCCUGGUGCUGCGGCAGCCGCCGCUGCUGCGGCUGCUGCAGGACGCCUGAGUCUUUCAGGUUAUACCGCUGGAGGAAACAGUGUCAUGCUGGUCAGCAACCUUAACCCUGAGAGCGUUACGCCCCAAUGCCUCUUUAUUCUUUUCGGUGUGUAUGGUGAUGUCAUGAGAGUGAAGAUCCUAUUCAACAAGAAAGAGAAUGCUUUGGUGCAGAUGUCCGAUGGAACCCAAGCCCAGCUAGCCAUGAGCCACUUGAAUGGGCAGAAGCUGUAUGGGAAGGCUUUGCGGGUCACUCNUUCCAAACACACCACUGUGCAGCUGCCACGUGAAGGCCAUGAGGAUCAGGGGCUCACCAAGGACUACAGCAACUCUCCUCUUCACCGCUUCAAAAAGCCAGGCUCCAAGAACUACUCCAACAUCUUCCCCCCUUCCUCUACUCUCCAUCUUUCCAAUAUACCACCUUCUGUCACUGAGGAUCAUCUCAGAGGCUUGUUUCUAAGUUCAGGAGCGGUGGUUAAGGCCUUUAAGUUUUUCCAGAAAGACCGAAAAAUGGCUCUCAUCCAGUUGGGCUCUGUGGAGGAAGCAAUCGAGUCUCUGAUCAAAUUUCACAAUCAUGACCUGGGAGAGAACCAUCACCUCAGAGUGUCUUUCUCCAAGUCCACCAUCUGAUAGAGGCUGGUUUAUUUUAGAGGAGGUGAAAGGACUGUCACUUUAGACCAAACUUUUAAGCCUUCCACAAUUUAUAUCACUGUGGACAAAUGUUUUCCACAACACACACUUCAUCAUUCCUUUAUUAUAUCUACAUUCACAUAUAUAUAUAUAUGGCUAUUUGUAAUUCCACUUUGAACCAGUAGAACUGAACCCAAUGUGACUUGGGUUUUAAUAGUACCUUUUCUCAGACGGUUUGUCUCAUGAUUUAGUUAAUCAUUGGCACACAUCGGUUUUGGAUCAUAGAUGCUGCAUAGUUUACACUUGUGCCUCUGCGGAAAGCCGCACCCUUUCAGGUUGCACAUGCGAAGCAUUGUUUUGUUUAUUGAACCUAUAAUUAACUUUUUCAAAGUUAUUCCCUAUUUGCCUUUUUGAAAAAAAGCAGCUGUGCCUUACAUGGUGUUUAGAGUAUAUAUUCUUAAUGGCCUUAGUAAUGUCUUGAUGUUUUUGGCUUCUUUGCAGAACCAUUAACCUCAAACAUACAAGAAAAAAAAAACCUGCUUGGUCUUCCCAGUUGCUCCCAGUUGCUCCCUGUGAUUUGACUAGUGAAAGCGCAGAUUGUUUUCCUGCGAAAAGCAGAAACUAGUUCAGAGUUCUUUACAGGCUUUGGUUUUGUACCUGACUGUCACAGCUUAUUUUGCAUAUAGUUAUUCUAUACAUGUGGUUCUUCUGCUUCUGUACCGUUUGUAAGAUUCUAUAGUUUCAUUCCAUAUUAAGUCGCACACAUAUUUUUGUAUACUGUAUCAUCUAUUUGGGCAUUGGCCUACUGUGCUCUUUGUGCCUAGACCAUCGUAUUGUCCAUUUAAUUGGGAGCUGGAUUUUAUUUUAUUUUUUUCCCUGUUGCUUAAGGGUUUCGUCGAUUUAUGAAACCACUUGGAUCCAAACCAGAGUUCGCCGCCUAUGAUUUUUACAUAAUUUUUGGUUAUGUUGCGUGUGGCAAAGGAAGUCAAGUUCACAAGAGUUUUAAUGAACUUGUAAACCGUUCGUUUUGACUUUCCAGAGCUCAAGUUUCUACUGGGUCUCUUUCUGUCACUUGCCUUUGUGUUAAAGAAUAUUAGCAUUACAGAGUCUUAAUCUCCUGUGUGACAAUUGUGUGAACCGAGACACCUGUGACAAGACGUCAGACUGUUUUUAGCACUUCUUUGUCUGAGGGGAAAUGUUAAGGCCAUGGCCAUGGGAAAUUCUCAGUUUAUUUUAUCCUUUGCAAUUUAGCAGAAUAUUGGCGUUACUGACAGGUGUUGCGCUUGUUUGUGUGGGUAUUUUUGUUUUUUUUCCUGAAGAGUAGCAUGAUGGACCAAAGCAUCUUCCCUGUUCUGCCAGCCAGUUUUUGAUAUCUUAUAGAGGUGUAUCUUUACUGUGCAGCGAUUAUUCAGUUUUUUUUUUUCAACAGCUUUGAUUUUAGUGGGAUGAAGGUGAAAAAAAAAAAGACUGCCUAUGUGUAUAUUAUUGCCUUUGUUUACAAGAAGCAACACACGAUCUUGAAAAUAAAAUAUUACAAAUUAGAGAAGACGUAGGGCUUUUUGGCCUAAAGUAUGUAUAAAAUUAUUUCUGUUAUCAGAGAACAGAACCAAACAAAAGUCUUAAAGUAGCAACAGAACUCCUUUCUAUUGCGUUAGUUAUACUUCCUUGUUUUUCCCAGUAUGGAUGUAAUGUUGAGAAAUGGAGUGGGCGAGGGCUACUGUAUAUAAUUUGUUUUGUACAAGUAAUUGAAAAUCAACAUAAUUUCUGUGGCAAACGUAUAUUUUGAUAAGGUAAUAGCAGACAUUCAGCUCAUUGCAGAGCCUUCCUUUUUUAUUACACAAUAUUAAAAGAGAUUCCAAUGCAUUGCGUCUGAACAUGUAAUUGCCCUCUUGAAAGCUUAACCUUCUUUUGAUAUAGAUGCUCGUACUUUUUCUGUCUUCAAUAAAUCUUUCUGUUUCUUGCUUUUA
Sinocyclocheilus anshuiensis is the source of this 3756-nucleotide messenger RNA. RefSeq names its product polypyrimidine tract binding protein 1a (gene ptbp1a). NCBI's taxonomy places the organism in Eukaryota, Metazoa, Chordata, Actinopteri, Cypriniformes, Cyprinidae. Bases 65 to 1789 code for a protein of 574 amino acids. Gene Ontology annotation, molecular function: RNA binding. The record is from RefSeq and is a predicted model, not a curated record. Gene Ontology annotation, biological process: mRNA processing. The transcript is spliced from 17 exons. Gene Ontology annotation, cellular component: nucleus.